Molecule: messenger RNA, 4004 nt
Organism: Cyphomyrmex costatus
Lineage: Eukaryota; Metazoa; Arthropoda; Insecta; Hymenoptera; Formicidae
Product: Myosin-7a binding protein
Exons: 14
Coding region: 608-3910 (1100 amino acids)
Source: RefSeq, a predicted model, not a curated record
GUGCACAGGUGGACGAGGACGAGCGACGACGACGGCGACGACGAGACGUGCGUGUCUCAGUCGUGAACGAGCGAGCGAGCGAGUGGUGCGAGUGCGCGCGUGUGAAAUUCCGCGCGGCGCGCGAUAAAAGGACGAAAUAAGAGGUAGACGUGACGUUGGAAGAUAACAAGGAUACGCGAAACGUGAGGAAUGUGAUGCAUGAAGCAACGUGAGAAGGGAACGGCGAGACGUAUUUAACGGAUGCGUGACAGGAGAUCUUUAACCUCGGAUGAUUAUACGAUCGUUCGACUUUGCUCACGGAUCGGUGUAAACAUCGGUGACGGAUUGAUGAAAGCGCUGGCACGAGCCCUAGGAAAUAACGAUUCGUGAUCGAUCGAAAAACAUGCUCGUACCUCGCGCGACGAGCUUUCUCGUUAUACUAAAAUAUCAAGGCCGAUGCUAAUUACGGUGGCGCGAUAAGAGGUGAUACCGGCCGAGGAAGUGAGACAACCAAGAAAUUGCCGAGAUCAAAAAAGAAUUAGAAAAGAAUAGGAGGGACAGAGAAACCGCAUUAGUUGAUGAUACAAUGUGAAAGGUGCAGUUAUUGCAACUGCAGUCGGCUGAAGAGAUGUUGACGUUGAUCGGUGGGCUCAUCGUUGCUUAUUUCGUCUACAUUCUGAUCUUAAGGAAAAAUGACAAACCGUCUACAGAUCCGCCAGCUAUGGCGCACGCGGCGCUCAGAGAGAUCGUCGAGCGAGCUGUCGACGAAGCUCGGAAGUUGCCAGGAUUAAAUGCAUCCGUGGACUCCGAGCAACCUCAAGAAGAACACCCUGUUACGGAUGAUAGUUAUGAGGAUCUCCUUGCUACCGCGAUACUUAAUAAGGUCAUCGAAAAAUAUCAAAGGGAACGGGUUGAUGGCAACAGCAACGUUCUACACGACACAAAUUCGCCUAAAGCAAAAUAUACCGCAAACGAGAGCAAGCAUGGCCUUGAGGAAGAUGUGGCGAGUUACGCAUCCGACCAUCUCGAAUGCAACGGUGAUCAUUGUGCGUCGAUCAGGCAGAAUGAAGAUCAUCAUAAACCAGUGUCCUUUACGAUGGAAGAAAGAAUCGAGGAAGUAACUACGAUCACGUCAGACAAUGAUGAACUUCGAGACAACGGCGCUUUGGAAUUCGGUUGCAGCAGACGCGUACCGUUUCCAGAAUAUGGGAUGGAUAUCAUUGACCCUCCGCGAGAAUUACCCUCGCCGUCGCCGUCAUCAUCGUCGGAUUCUUCAGAUUUAAAUCGCAACGAAUAUCCGCCGGUCAGGACGAAACGUCACGCUGCUGGUCAUAUAAUGGAUAUAGUCUCGCCAAUCGAGUCUUGGGAGGACAAUUGGCUAUUCCAGAAAAAGAGGAACUCCCGAUCACAGCCAGACGCGGUUGCUAUGUUAGUACCGAGCUCUAACGCAUAUUAUAAGGCUCUAAUCGGCGAUCGGGAUGCUGAGGACACGUCUGAUUUAUCCGAAUGCUCAUCUACGAAAUCUGACGAAGAAAUCGAAAAGGAACUGAUGGAGGCGAUCAACAACGUGAUUCCGAGAACUCCCAGGAUCUCUGAAAGCGACGUGACAAAUAAUCAGAUAGAAAAUCGUCAGGAAGGAAUAAGCAAGACGCAAUUCGAAAAAGACAAAGUCGAUACUUGUCAAGCGAUAAAAAAAACUGAGAAGAACGCAACUGUUUGCGAGAAUUACAAUGGAAAAUAUUACGAGGAACACUUGAACGCCUUGGAAAAGAAUACAGCCAAACGUGAAGAUGAUAAAGAAAAUCGAAAUGAAAGUCCACUGAUAAUAGUAGUAGAAGAAGAUGACGGAGCCAAAGAGAAGCCUAAGGAUACAGCCAAAUGCGGUGAAAAGACAACCGCGAUCGCGGUGGAAAGUUUUGUGCAAAAGGAAGUAAAGAUGAAAUCUGAGAAAUCGAGUGAGAGGAGCGAUCGAGGGGAAAACGUCACGGACGAAAACGAAGAGCAACGAGAGAGCGAAUAUACCGAACAUUACGACACCGCGAUCCAGAGACAUUUAGAUAGUUUAACGAAGAUUGAAGCUUGUUCUGGAGAGAGCGAGACGACUGAUGGAACGAGAAAAACGGAUGAACAGCUUAGAAAAUCAGAGACCAAUUCGAUCGAACUACCAAAAAGUAAACGUUCAGAAGUCGAAGUCCAAUUGUCUUACGCAAUAAUCGACAAGAAUCACGUCGACAUGACAAGUGAAAAUGAUCCAUUAAGCACCCCUCCACGACCAGGCACAAUAGCGGAACGCGAGCACAAAAAAUGGGAAAACGCUGCACCAAUUGAAAACAAUCCCUACAGCGAGGAGAGCAUACGAAAGCGAUGUUUAGAAAGGCAAUAUUCGAAAAAUUCGGAUAUUCCAGGAGCCCAUUACGAGUUAACAAAGCUGAACGAAGUGAGUCUGGAGACACUAACACCUGGUAGACCGGACAUCAAACGAUUCGGCAGGGAUUACUACAUCAACCAAUCGAAGGCAGCCAAUGGAGAACGACAGGAACGGACCAGAUCGACGAUGUCCUCGAUGUCGAGCAGACCGAGCAGCUCGCUGUCACAGCAAUCGAGCUGCGAUGAACAACAUGAACGACAGGAAGAACGACUAUCUACAUCUAAAGAGACGAACGAUAGUAUUUCGAUCCUGCAAGGAGAUAAAGAUACGAAGACCACGGCCUCAUGGCGCAAGAAUAAUGCCGAGGUAAUUAGUUCCGAAACAAAUAAUCGCGCCGUGAAUUCGUGUGUUCCCGUUGAUCAGAAAGUCAAAAGCGAGAAAGACACGCCUGAUAAAAUGGCACAGAAGGGUCGCCAACACACGGACGAAAUUCUGGAGAAUCAGAGAAAAAACAAUAAGAAUGAGAUUAAUGCCAAGCUCAACAAUCAGGAGCAAAGUAUCGAAGCUGAACACAAAGACGAUAUAGAGCAAAAAGUUCGCAAGAUCAACUUGAAAGCAUACGGUUUCGAGAACGAGUUUUCGGAUAAGAAGAAGUCUCAACAAAUCCGGCAACAAAGAAUGGUGAAUAGAUUGGACCUGAGUUCCUUCGGCUAUCAAGACGGCCUGCGUCGCGCCCACUCCAACAAUCAAUUGGACCAGCCAUUACGGAACAACGAUAAAUCAAACUUGACUAAACGUAGAUAUAAAGGAUCCUUGAUUGACACACCAAGAUCAUUCAGCUGCAAGGAUUUCGCAAAGAGCUUAAGAGGACUCAACGAACUACGGGAUGAAGUCGAGGAGGUAAAUUCGCAGCUAACAUCCGCCAAAUCGAUGCCAAAUGUCGCUGAAGACGUAUAUUAUCACGCGAAUCCGGCUUACGUGAACGACGUGCAGAAUGAACUGACCACCAACGAUCUACUAGAUCUUAUGAAGAAACGCGAUGCGAUCGUUGAGGAUGACAUUUUGCUGCUAAACGAUUACGAUGAAAUCUCAUCCGACGUCGAGAGAUCUUUUGAGGAUAUAUAUAUUAUGACCAAGGCACAGCCUCGGGAGACGAAUGAAGAAUUGCGGGUGAUGCCCUCAGUGAAAAGACUCGCGGAAGUGUUCGGCAGGCAACAGACUUCCGAAAAGACUGCCGUGCCCGCGAAAGUAUACAGAGCUUCGGUGGCGAAAGUAGAUGAUACCAAUAGAUCGGCCACUCCUGAGAUACAGAUAAUUAAAACGCCCAAGCAGAUGCACAGUUUGACAGCCAGAUCUCUUUCGAAGGAAUUUCGUGAAGGUUUACGUCAAAUGCCCGGAAAACUGACAUCGCCACCGGUCAGUCGAUCAUUAAUAGAAGAGCGAUCGGCAAAUCGAACAGAAGUCAUUCGAUCGAAACAAGAGAGCAACGAUACCACCGUGAUCUCACCCGGCAAACUUAAAUCGAACAUAAUAUUUUGGGAGCAAAUACAGAAAAGAAGUUAAAUAGUAUUUUUCCGCAAAUUUUUAAUAAUCCUUGCAGUAUUCUGAUAUUUAUAAGACAGUAUGGAAAAUUACGGUCGCGAAAUCAAUUUUGUAU